Anopheles coustani is the source of this 1287-nucleotide messenger RNA. Its product is annotated as putative gustatory receptor 2a. Gene Ontology annotation, cellular component: membrane; axon; dendrite. The record is from RefSeq and is a predicted model, not a curated record. The transcript is spliced from 3 exons. The coding region runs from base 1 to 1287 and encodes 428 amino acids. Lineage: Eukaryota; Metazoa; Arthropoda; Insecta; Diptera; Culicidae. Gene Ontology annotation, biological process: sensory perception of taste.
AUGAAGAAUAAAGUGCCGGUCAACUCGAUCACGUCGAUCAUUGAGAUGAACUUCAAAUUCUACCGUUUGGUUGGUCUGUCUCCGUUCGAGCUGAACGCGAGCCGGGUUCGCCUGUCGAAACCGUUGUGCUGUGCGGUCGGUGGGUUCGUUACGUUCUACUGGACGUCGAUGGUGUCCUCCAUUGCCACGAGCGACCACGGCAACGAUCGCAUUUCCCGGAUCUCCAACUAUUUCCAGCUCAUCAGCAACGCCAUCAUGCUGACGACCAUUUUGCUCAGUCCGGCGUUCAAGUUGCGCAACUUUGCUGAGCUGGUACGCGGGCUGCGAAAGCUGGAGCAGGAUUUGACGAAGGCCUCGAUUAUGACCAACUUCAGACAGAUGACACGCUGGAACGUUGGUAUCAUUGCCGGCACGAUCACGUUUCUCGUGCUGAUGACCUCGUUCGAUUGCUAUGUGACCGUGUUUAAGGGAAUGAUUCGGGUUGAUUAUUGGAUCAUUACCAUACUGCCCCAGUUUAUCAAUGUGAUCGCCGUUACUCAAGUUAUCUUGCUGCUGCUCUACAUUAACGGCCGUUUCCGGCUGCUCAACCAAAUGCUGCAAGACGAGCAGCAUCCGGUGAUCGGGAGGAAAAUGUUGCUCCAUUCGCGUAAGCCCACCAUUUCCACGUCUAAUGAACCGUCGAAGAUAGGCCUGCAUGUCAUUGAGGUGCCGAGCGGAGGAAUGGAUAACGAUCCCAUGAGCCACCUGAAGUUACCGAAGAUCCUGUAUCUGUACAACGAUCUGUACGACAUCUGCAAAAUGGCCGAUCGCUACUACGGACUGCUGUUUCUGCUGACGUUCACGUCGAUCUUCAUCGUAACGACGAUUCAGCUGUACUAUAGCUAUACCAUCCUUUACUGGUUUACAGACGAAAAUGGAUUCACCAUUUGGUCGUUGAUGGUUUGCUUCAACACGAUCUUGAUCAACCUUGGUGUGCUUCUGACGAUCGUGUUGCUGUGUGAGAAAAUAUCCAACAAAACCAAGCAGGCCAACGAUCUACUCUCGGAUUUGCAACUACGUGGUUCUCGUCAAAUGUCGUCCGAACAAAUCAUCAAACUUACCGUGCCUUUUCAAGCAUCGAACAAGGUGUUCAAAUUCUCAGCGAUGGGUUUUUUCCUUAUCGAUUGCAACAUGCUGUGCGGGAUGAUUGGCGCAAUCACGACGUACUUGGUUAUCUACAUUCAGUUCUACAUCCUGUACGCGGAUGAAGUGAAAAAAUCUACAUUCGUUUCUCGAUUCCAGAUUUAA